AUGUUCGACUUCAACUAUAUCACGGGGAGAACCCUGGUUAUUCUCAUUACCUUAACGUGUUCGACGAGUAUGAUGCUCUUUGGCUACGACCAGGGAGUAUUGUCGGGGAUCAUUGGUGCCGAUAACCAGUUCGGCCAGGACUUCAACCAUCCCGAUGCCAACACCCAGGGACUAAUUGUCUCUGUUUAUCAAUUGGGAAAUGUGGCUGGGUCUAUCGGCAUCUUCUUCAUCGGCGAUUAUCUGGGUAGGAAGAAAUCGAUCGUCUAUGCGACCAGCAUUAUGCUUAUUGGCGCGAUUCUACAAACUGCUGCCUGCAACCGCGGAAUGAUGUACGCCGCAAGAAUCAUUACCGGAAUUGGCAACGGAGCUAACACGUCGACUGUUCCGGUGUGGCAGGCCGAGACUAGCACAGCUAAGGAGCGCGGAAAACUCCUUGCGGUGGACAGCUGUUUGAUCAUAUUUGGCAUCCUGGUUGCCUAUUGGAUGGACUAUGGCUUUGCCCAGGUUUCUGGGCCCGCGCAAUGGAGAUUCCCCAUCGGUUUCCAGAUGGUAUUCAUCCUCAAUGUCUUGGUUUUUGCGAUAAUCCUACCUGAAAGCCCUCGCUGGCUGCACCAAAAGGGUCGCCAUGCCGAAGGAGAUGCAAUUAUUGCGCGACUGCUCGGAAAGAAUGUGACGGCUGAGGACCCUCGCGUGGUGGAAUUGUCCACGGAGAUCGUAAAAUCCAUUGAACUCGAGUCCGCAGGUGGUCCCUUCAAGACGAAGGAGCUUUUCCAGGGCGGCAAGUUACAAAAUUUCCGCCGGAUGUGCAUCUGCUUCGCCGUGGAUGCUUUCCAACAACUUGGUGGAAUCUGCGUCAUCACAUACUACCUUCCUACAGUGCUCUCGGGCUCUGUCGGCAUGUCGCGACACAUGUCGCUGCUGAUGUCUGGAAUCAUUACCACAGAGUACUUUUUGGCUUCGAUUAUUCAGAUUUUCCUGGUCAAGUAUUUCGAGCGCCGGACGCUAAUGUUCCUUUCCAGCGCGGGAGAGAUAGUCACCAUGGCAGUAUUAGCGGGCUGCGUACGGGACGGUGGCUUUGCUGCUGGUAUCGUGGCGGUCACCAUGAUAUUUGGCUACAACACCUUCUACGCGUUUGGAUGGCUCACGAUUCCUUUUAUCUACCCCGCUGAGAUCACAACGUUGCGGUUGCGUGCCAAAGGUGCGGCCGUGGCCUCGGCCGGCGCAUGGAUCAUUGAAUUUAUCGUUGUCCAAAUUACCCCAUACUGUGUGCAGAACAUUGGAUAUAAAACAUACGUUUUGUUUGGGGUUCUUAAUGCUGGUAUCAUUGUGCCCGUUGUCUAUUGUUUCUUCCCGGAAACCGCAGGCAUGCGCCUCGAGGACAUCGAUCAUAUCUUUGAGGAGGGUGGUAUUACUGGUGGAGUUUUGUCUAGCACUGGCCGCGCUGUAGACCGACGAACCGAUAUUGAAGGAGCGUUCCAUCGAGCGAUACAAACUUCGACCAGAUCCACUUCGCCAUCUCAACUCGAGUCUGAGGUCUUCGAGCAUCACGAAAAGGUGUAA
Molecule: messenger RNA, 1560 nt
Organism: Penicillium waksmanii
Lineage: Eukaryota; Fungi; Ascomycota; Eurotiomycetes; Eurotiales; Aspergillaceae
Product: sugar porter family MFS transporter
Exons: 3
Coding region: 1-1560 (519 amino acids)
Biological process (GO): transmembrane transport; carbohydrate transport
Cellular component (GO): membrane
Molecular function (GO): carbohydrate:proton symporter activity
Source: RefSeq, a predicted model, not a curated record